This is a messenger RNA of Exophiala spinifera, 1452 nucleotides long. RefSeq lists its product as uncharacterized. Lineage: Eukaryota; Fungi; Ascomycota; Eurotiomycetes; Chaetothyriales; Herpotrichiellaceae. The record is from RefSeq and is a predicted model, not a curated record. The coding region runs from base 1 to 1452 and encodes 483 amino acids. Gene Ontology annotation, cellular component: membrane. Gene Ontology annotation, molecular function: transmembrane transporter activity. The transcript is spliced from 3 exons. Gene Ontology annotation, biological process: transmembrane transport.
AUGGACAACAAAGACAUUGCCCUGGAAUCCGUAGAAGACUCUACGCAGCAGCGCAAUGACUCGAUGCCGCUACAUGAUCGCAAGCGCGAGCGCAGGGUCAAGCUAAAGCUUGACUUCAUCGUCUUGCCACUCCUUGCAACCGUCUACUUUCUUGCGUCGAUGGGACGUUCGGACUUGGGUAACGCCAAGAUCUCAGGCCUGGAUACCGACCUGAAGUUGACCCCCAGUCAAUAUUCACACGUAUCAAGCAUCUUCCUGGUCGGCCACUUGGUACUUCAGUUGCCUGGCACACUUUUGAUACGCAAGAUCGGACCACCAUUGCAGUUUGGUCUCGCGAUGCUUGGCUGGGGCAUAGUGACAGCCUGCACAGUCUUCGUGGAUAGUUAUGCAUCACUCAUGGUCACUCGAGCCCUUGUCGGUGCCUGCGAAGCUUUCUACCAAGGAGCAGUGUUCUACCUGUCGUUCUGGUAUACUUACAAGGAGCUUGCUACCCGGGGAGCAGUAUUCUAUUCCAUGUCUGCGCUGGCCGGGGCAUUCAACGGUCUCAUCGCUUAUGCAGUGCAGAAAAACCUAGCACACGUCAGCAGCUGGUCUCCAUGGCAGUGGUUAUUCCUUAUCGAAGGCGUUGUGCCCAUUGGCUGGGCGUUUGUGGUCUGGAUUUUCCUGCCUGCCACGCCAGAGAACACGAAGUUGUAUUUCAACGAGGAUGAAAAGGCCCUCCUCAUCGAGAGGAGUCGUCAAGCCUACAACACAGGCGAAUCCAAGAUCAUCCCAAAGUUGAUCCUGCGGGUGCUUCUCGAUCCGAAGUUCUGGUUUCUGGUGGUCGUCGAGUCCGCCACUCUCUUCUGCUUGUCAUCCCUGUCCAACUUCCUGCCUGCAAUCCUGCAUUCCUUCGGCUGGUCGACUGUCAAGUCACAGCUCAUGACUGUCAUUGUCUAUGCAUGCGGAUUUGCCAACAUUCUCUUCUCAGCCCGGAUAUCGGACAAGCUCCAGAAGCGCGGGAUUGUCAUCAUAGUGAACCUGAUGAUCGGUGCUGUCGGGUAUAUUCUCCUCCUCACACUAAAGGGAGCCUCCGGUCGAUUUGCUGGCGCUUGUAUUGUCGCGAUAGGAAUGUAUCCUAAUGUCGUGAUCGUAUUGACCUGGAUGGCGACGAUCAACAUCGGAUACACAUAUCGGGCCAGUGCAGCAGCACUGAUCAACUCCAUCGCCCAGGCAGUGGCGAUUGGAUCGAAUGAGGUGUAUAACGACCCACCGUACUACAAGAAGGGUCAUGGCGCGGCGUUGGGUAUGGCGGCCGCGGGCGUCGCAUCUUGUGGGCUGUUGCUGUUGCUCUUGCGGUAUGAGAACGACAAGAAGCGAAAGGAGCAGUUCAGUGAAAAGGCGACGGAGUUGAGGAACGUCUCGAUCGAUGAGAUCGGGAAUAAGCAUCCCGAUUAUUUUUUUUCAUACUGA